This is a messenger RNA of Cynara cardunculus var. scolymus (artichoke), 2214 nucleotides long. Its product is annotated as rop guanine nucleotide exchange factor 7-like. Lineage: Eukaryota; Viridiplantae; Streptophyta; Magnoliopsida; Asterales; Asteraceae. The transcript is spliced from 7 exons. Gene Ontology annotation, molecular function: guanyl-nucleotide exchange factor activity. The record is from RefSeq and is a predicted model, not a curated record. The coding region runs from base 220 to 2019 and encodes 599 amino acids.
UUAUGCAACGAGAGCGAACCCAAACAAGAGGCGCCUUCUUCAAGCAAACACAAAGAAACCCUCUUUGAUUAAUUCUUCGUAUAUAACAGAAACCCACCCAAUCGAUGAGAUGAAGCUCCAACAACCGAUAAGAAGGAGACAAGAUCAAACAAACCCAUUAAAGAACUGUUGUUUAAUUUGCAGAAUUGAUUGCUAGGGARCGGUUAGUUUUUGAAGAAAAUGGAUCUUGCAUUGCAGGGGUUUGGUAUGGUGGUGAAUAACUCUGCUUAUGAUGAUGAUUCACCUUGUAUCGUUGUCGAUUGUGGGAAGAAAUCAGAGGAGUGUAAGAAAAAAGAAAUUAGGGGUUGUUUAGAUACAUGUGAAGAAGAAGAAGAAUUUGGUGGAAACAGUAGCUCAAGCUCUGAUUUCAUGGCGUUGUUUGAUACUGUUUUGAAUGAAGAACACAUUACUAGUUUUGACGACUCGUCUUCUCCUUCUUCCAUGGAUGUGGUGACGGAGAAGAACGAGAAUGAGGCCCCACAUUGUGGCGAUUCUGAAGAUUCGCAGAAACCCCUUUUGGGUCAAAAAAAGUUAGAGAAACAAGAGCCAACAGCUCCUUCAGAGAUUGACAUGAUGAAAGAAAGAUUCUCAAAAUUGUUGCUUGGAGAAGAUAUGUCUGGUUGUGGGAAUGGUGUUUGCACAGCUUUGGCUAUCUCGAAUGCCAUUACAAAUCUUUGUGCCACACUUUUUGGACAAAUAUGGAGGUUAGAACCUCUACGCGCUGAAAAGAAAUUGAUGUGGCGAAGAGAAAUGGAAUGGCUUCUUUGUGUUAGUGAUUACAUCGUGGAGUUGAUACCGUCUUGGCAAACUUAUCCGGAUGGAAGCAAACUUGAGGUCAUGACGAGUAGACCACGAUCUGAUCUGUAUGUCAAUCUUCCGGCUCUUCGUAAAUUAGACAACAUGCUUCUCGAGAUAUUGGACAGUUUUGAAAAAAUGGAGUUUUGGUAUGUGGAUCAAGGCAUUCAAGCUCUGGAAACAGAUGGUUCAUCGUCUUUCGGUAAAGUUCUCCCACGCCAAAAAGAAAAAUGGUGGCUGCCUGUUCCUCGAGUCCCAGCUGGUGGUCUCAGCGAGAACGCAAGAAAACAUUUGCAAAACAAACGCGAUUCCACAAAUCAAAUACUAAARGCUGCAAUGGCUAUCAACAGCAUUACUUUAGCCGAUAUGGAGGUUCCUGAGUCGUUCUUGGAAGCACUUCCAAAGAAUGCGAAAGGGAGCUUAGGUGAUCUUAUUCAUCGGUAUAUUUCGUCGGAUCAAUUUUCACCCGAGUGUCUCUUGGAUUGCCUCGACCUAUCCUCYGAGCAUCAAGCUCUUGAGAUUGCAAACCGUGUGGAGGCCUCGAUCUACAUAUGGCGAGGAAAAAACAAUGUGAAACCCGUAAAUGUGGUGAGUCGGUCCUUUUCAAGGUCAUCAUGGGACAAGGUUAAGGAUUUGGUAGCCGAUCUUGAUAAAAGGGAAACGUUAGCGGAUAGAGCCGAAAGCCUCUUGCUUUGCUUGAGACAAAGGUUCCCUGCCCUUCCUCAAACCACCUUGGACAUGAGUAAAAUCCAAUAUAACAAGGAUGUAGGAAAAUCGAUCUUGGAGAGCUACUCAAGAGUAUUGGAAAGCCUCGCGUUUAAUAUCACGGCACGUGUUGAUGAUUUAUUGUACGUGGACGACUUGGCGAGACAUUCCGACAAGUUCUCGUCAAUCUCUAACCGUGACAUCGUUUCCAAAACCGUUGUCGGGAAACCGUACACACUUCACACCGUCACCACUCCUUACAGAACGGCUUUCACCACACCGAGCCUCUCACCAUCACGGCUCGAUAGUYCUAAUGGGCUCGGUCCAAAGAAAAUCCUAACCGAGUAUUUGAGUAUUGAUCUGAAAGGUAAACACUAUGCGGGUCAAGUUUCGAGGUCAAACUCAUUUUCGGGUAGGACCCGAGAGGCAUUACAAAAGAUYGGGCUUGCGGCCUCAAAUGGGUCGGUCGGGGUCAAUUGACGAUCGGGACCCGAUUCUAUGUUUAUACAUGGAUGAAUGAAUCUAKGGAUUUGUUUAAAGAGUUAGUUAGRUAUGGCAUUUGUACAUCRCGUUUUAUUUKAUUUCAUUUUUUUUGUUAUACUGAGUUCURAGUCUUGCUGAGUUGACUCGGAUCCUGGGAAGGACAGUUUAGUGAAGUUGUGUAAAUAAAUGCCU